AUGGCAACCAAAGGUGUCGCUGUUGGGCUGCUGCUUUUGCUGCUUUGCGUGAUUUAUCACGCCCAGUUCGCACAAGCAGCCAAUGCAUGUGGCACUGGCGGCGUGUGCGCUUGCAGUUUAACGAGUGUCGAUUGCCGUGGCUCAUCUCUGUCGGCCAUUCCAACCGAUUUCCCAGCCGCCACAACGAGCUUGCAUUUGGAGGAGAAUCAAAUCACCAGCAUUUCCGCAAACGCAUUCACAGGCUUAACCGCGCUGACUGAACUGGUGCUAUAUGGCAACCAGAUCACUAGCAUUCCCGCCACUGCUUUUGCAAGCUUGACUGCGCUGUUGGAAUUGGAUCUAUCCAGCAACCAAAUCUCUCGCAUUGAUUCCACUGAAUUCACUGGCCUGGCUGCGCUAGGUGAACUAGAUUUGUCCAACAACCAGAUCACCAGCAUUUCGGCAAGCGCAUUCACAAGCCUGACUGCGCUGUAUUACUUACAUUUGUCCAACAACCAGAUCACCAACAUGUCUGCAAAUGCAUUCACAGGUCUGAUUUCGCUGAAUUUCUUAUAUUUGUCCAACAACCAGAUCACCAGCAUAUCUGCAAAUGCAUUCACAGGUCUGAUUUCGCUGACUACCUUACAACUACACAGCAACCAGAUCACUGGCUUUUCCGCAACCGCAUUUACAAGCCUCACUGGUUUGACCAGUUUGACUUUGAACGAUAAUCCUAUCACGACUUUACCGCCUGGUCUGUUCAAGGGCUUGCCAAAUGGCUUGGCGUUGUCGUUCUCUUACCCAUAUCUGGCCCCCAACAACUUUACCUUUGGUGGAAACUCUGUCGCUCCGCCCAGCACCUACGGCAGUGCAUCGGAACCACACAAGUGUGAUACAGUCUGUGCCACCUGCUAUGCCGCUGGGUCCAGUGCGUGUUGCAAGAUCAAUUGUUCGACCUGCGCUUCAUCUACUGUGUGCACGCAGUGCUAUGAAGGUUAUGGCAUCAUGAGUGGAUCCUGCGUUCCGCUCGCUUCCAUCGCCUCCGUCGCCUCAGUGGCGUCAACGCAAUCUGCCUCGAUAGCGUCUCUUGUUUCUGCGACCUCGGCGCUCUCGGCAUCCGUUGCUUCACUCGCUACUGCAUCUUCAGCUUCAAUUGCAUCACAAGUGUCCGCAUCUGUCGCUUCUGAUGUUUCCGCUACCUCGGCCCUCUCGGCUUCCGUUGCGUCCAUCGCUACUGCAUCCUCAGCUGCAAUCGCCUCACAGGCGACUGCAUCAGCUGCCAGCGCUUCAUCUGCAUGGCAGACAUCAGCCGCAUCUGCUGCAUCCAACGCUCCAAACAAGUCAAGUGAUGCAUCAGCUGGGCCUAUUAUUGGCGGCGUGAUUGGUGGCGUGGGGGCGUUGCUCUUGUUGGCUGUGCUGUUGGUGGCUCUUCGCCGUCGUAAAGGACGCAAGGCAACAUCUGGCACCGAUCGGUCUCGCCAGUCCGUGGGUCACGUCGGCGUGGUCAAUCUUACCUACAAUGCUUUGCUCGCGAACGGAGGCGGCGGCGACCACGCCUUGUACGCGCAAGUUGGUUCAAAGCCCCAGGCUCCUGCGGGUUUGCCCGAACUGGUGUAUGCCGAAGCAUCUGUGUCUGCACCCAGUGCAACAAAAGCCACGACCAGCGGUGUCGAGUACGCCAAUCCUUCGCUGCCCAGCCCCUCGUCCGUUGGUGUGCCGCCUGCGUCCUCACCAACCGCUUACGCGGCGAUCGCUGUUGUACCUUCGACGCAGGAUGGGACUGUCGACUAUGCGACGAUCGCAAAAUAA
This is a messenger RNA of Capsaspora owczarzaki ATCC 30864, 1788 nucleotides long. RefSeq lists its product as hypothetical. The transcript is spliced from 10 exons. NCBI's taxonomy places the organism in Eukaryota, Filasterea, Ministeriida, Capsasporidae. The record is from RefSeq and is a predicted model, not a curated record. Gene Ontology annotation, molecular function: protein binding. The coding region runs from base 1 to 1788 and encodes 595 amino acids.